Symbiodinium natans is the source of this 513-nucleotide messenger RNA. The record is from the annotation of a GenBank genome assembly. NCBI's taxonomy places the organism in Eukaryota, Dinophyceae, Suessiales, Symbiodiniaceae.
AUGCGGGGCCGCACCGGAGCGAAGCUCUUCGACGAAGAGAUGCAGGUGCUGCACACAACGACGGAGGGCAAAUUCUCAGGCGGAGCCUUGGUGAAGGAGAUCAUCGUGCGAGCCAAGCACUUGGAAGGCUCCAGCAACCUCAACCUCAACGUGUACUACCCCGGUACCUCUGAAGAGGUCCUGGGCACCACAACCGUGGGCUACAUUGACUCUUUGGCAAGCGAGCCGAAGACUGGCGGCGGCCGUGCCAUGUGGGAUUUUAUCUCAGGCAUGAACUUCAUUUGCAUUGCUUGCCACUCGAUCCUGCUCCAGAAGACGGUCGACUUUUGGCAGGCCCGUGGCAUGCAGCACAUGGACCCAUCCAGCGAGAAGGAUUGCAAUGCGUUCCGCCAGCUUGUGAUGGUCCACACCAUGGGCAAGGGCGAUGUUUUGCUAUUGAUGUCGCUCGAUGUCGUCCGGCUACUUCGGGUCAGCAAGCCCAAGGCAUCAAACAAAAUGUACACUGUCCAUUAG